Molecule: messenger RNA, 3941 nt
Organism: Sinocyclocheilus rhinocerous
Lineage: Eukaryota; Metazoa; Chordata; Actinopteri; Cypriniformes; Cyprinidae
Product: trichohyalin-like
Exons: 6
Coding region: 13-3453 (1146 amino acids)
Source: RefSeq, a predicted model, not a curated record
AUACAGGCCCAAAUGGAGGCAGAGGCCUGGAAACUGGAGAAAAUAAAAUGGGAGCAUGAGGAAAGGGAGCGUGAAGAAGAGGAAAUUAGAACUAGAUAUUCAUGCUCUCAAUCAGAGGAAAAUGCUGUGGAGGCAGCAGCUCUUGUGUCUCAGCGUGCUGUAAACCCCAGAGAGUUUUUCAGACAACUGUCCUCCUCAAGUGUCCACAUAGCCUCCCAUCCCAGCUCCACAUGUCCAGCCAGGAGUCCCUAUAGGCGACUGCAUCGAAGUCAGACAGACAAUAUCUUCAGUUUCAAUGAAUCACCUUCUUCUACACCUACUUCCCCAUUCAGAUCAUCAGUGGUAUCGCCUUACUUUCCGUCGACUCCCACAUCCCGGAGCCCAAUCCUUUUCGCUAGCACUACAGCUUCCUCGCUGCCGAAUGGUGCAAUGGUAUCUACCAAAAGCCAGAUCCAGCAAUCUAAGAUGAUGGAGCCACGGCUCCAAACUCAACCAUCACCUACAACCGAAGCCACUGAAUCUGAAAUCAAAACUCCUGUCAGUGAUAUACUAGACAGUCUGGUCUUUUAUCCACCUCCACCAACCCCUGAACAGCUCCAACCAGAUGAAUCAGAGGUAGCCGAUGAGUUUCCUCCACCUCCCCCUGGUUUUGAGAAUUCACCAGAACCAUCUGUGGGCCAGCCUGAGACACUUGAUGACCCCUUAGACCCUCUUCUUCCUCCAUCAUGUGUUUUGGUACCUGAACCACCCGCCAGACCACUUCCUGCUCUGUCUGUUGCUCCACGAACGCUGAACGACCUGGAACCGGGGAGGGAUUUUACUGCUUGGGCAUCGGGUAUAUCUAUGGUUGAGGAGGAGGAGGAUGAAGGGAAUGAAGCAAAAGAGAUGAAAUAUGAGGGGAAAGGUGCAACUGAAGAGAUGUAUGGAGAGCGAGGGGGGCAUGAAGAAGAGAAGGGAGGUGGAGAAGAGAGAGCUGAAACUGGAGAGAUGAAAAACAGGGGACAGGAAGAACACGAUGGGAUGACUAUGGAAAAUCAUGAAAGUGAAAAAGAAUCUAAUGGUAAAAUGAUGGAGAAAUAUGAGAGUGGAAAAGAACAAGAUGGUAAAAUGUUGGAAGAAUGUGAGAGUGAAGAAAAACAAGAUGGAAAUAUUAUGGAAGAACGUGAGAGGGAAGAAGAUCAAGUUGGGGAGAUUGUGGAAGAAUUUGAGAGUGGGAAAAUUAUAGAGGAAAAAGAAAGUGAAAAAGAUGGGAAAGAUUUGGAAAAACAUGAGCAAGAUGGGAAAAUUGUGGAUGCAUUUGACAGUGAAAAAGAUGAGAAAAGCAUGGAAAUAUCUGAAACUGAAAUGAAACGAUAUGCAAAAAUGAUGGAAAAAUGUGGGCAAGAAACUGAACAAAAUAGGAAAAUGAAAGAAAAAUGUGAUGAAGAACAUGACAAUGAAAAUGAACAAGCUGGUAAAAUUAUGAAAGAACAUGAGGUUGAUAAAAUACAAGAUGGGGGCAUCAUGGAAGAACAUGAAUGUGAAAAAGAACAAGACUGGAAAAUUAAUGAAGAAUUUAAGAGUGAACAAAUACAAUAUGCAAAAAUUAUGGAAGAAUGUGGGCAAGAUGGGAAAACUGUAGAAAAAUGUGAGGAAGAACAUAAGAGGGAAAAAGAAAUUGAUAGAAAAAUAAUGGAAGAAGAUGGAAAAAAAGGAAAUCAAGAUGGAAAAACUGUGGAUGCAUUUGACAGUGAAAAAGAACAGGAUGAGACAAGCAUGGAAGGAUUUGAGACUGAAGAAAUACAUAAAUGUGAAGAAGAACAUGAGAUUGAAAAAGAACAGAACCGGAAAACGAUAGAAGACUGUGAGAGUGAAAAAAUACAAGAUGGAGACAUAGAAGAACAUGAACGUGAAAAAGAAGAUGGCUGGAAAGUAGUGGAAGGAUUUGAGACCGAAAAAAUACAAUAUGUGAAAAUUAUGGAAGAAUGUGGGCAAGAAAAUGAGCAAGAUGGGAAAAUUGUAGAAAGAUGUGAAAAACAUGAGAGUGAAAAAGAACAAGAGAGGAAAAUUGUAGAAAAUCAUGAAAAUGAGAAAAGUCUGACAGAACAUGAGAGCGAAAAUGAACAGGAUUGGAAAAUUAUAGAAGACUGUGGGAUUGAAAAAAUACAUGAUGGAGAAUUCAUAGAAGAACAUGAAGGUGAAAAAGAGGAUUGGAAAGUAUUUGAGACUGAAAAAAUUAUGGAGGUAUGUGGGCAAGAAAAUGAGCAAGAUGGAAAAAAUGUAGAAAAAUGUGAGGAAGAACAUGAGAGUGAAAAAGAAGAUGAUGUUGAAGAACAAGAUGGUAGAAGGUUGGAAGAACAGGAUUGGAAAAUUAAGGAAGUGUUUGAAAGUGAAAAAGAGCAAGAUUGUAAAAUUGGGGAAAGACGUGAAGAUGGGAAAAGUCUGGAAGAACAUGAGGGUGAAAAAGAACAGAAUCAGAAAAUGACAGAAAACUGUGAGAGUGAAAAAAUACAAUAUGGGAACAUCAUGGAUGAACAUGAAUGUGAAAACAAACAAGAUGGGAUGACAGAAAACCAACAGGACAGACAGAACCAAGACAAUGAACGAAUGUCACAUGUGGAUGUAGACAGAGCAGUGAACGUGACUGUGCUCAGGAAGGAAGAAUCAUACACAGAAAUAAUAAAGAAGAAUGAGGCGACAGAAGUAGGUGAUGAAAAUGAGAAGGAACAGAUGGACACACCUUUAAUCCAGACAGAGGAGGCUGAUGCAGUUUUUUCCCAGCAUGCUCCACUCUUUCAAGAAUCCCAUGCUACAGAGCCAUCUCAAAUCAAUGACGCAUGUAUUCCUGAAAUCAUUUCAACCACUCAAGAUAAAAACGAGCCACAGAUGAGCUCAACUGAUACCUUACCCCAAAUAAACUUACCAACCAUUCAGGUCGAGACAGAUCUUUCUAGUUUGAGCAAUCAAGGAGAUUCAGACAUGAAAGAAAAGACUGAAUCUGUCGACUCUCAGGCUUCCUCAGAGACCUCCAAGAACAGCCCAGACGCCACAUCAGCAGAACAGACUCCUGACACAGAAACAUGUGCUACAGUGGAGGAUGAACAGACAGAAAUGCUUCAACAGGAUAAAAUUGUGGACAGCAGCAAUGAUUUGGCUGAGGGGAUCAAUACUGAGUGCAAGACAUCACCUAUAGCUGAGAAUCAAGCCAGGACUGGACAGUCAGAUACUGCAAUGGACCUAAAAUGCAGUAUUACUCAUCAGCUGGAUCCGACUAAUGACAUAAGUGAUCUUGAAGUGGGAGAAGAGCCUAUAUCACUCCUAGCCAGUGACACAGAUGUGGAGCAGAACUUAAAGUGUAAUUCUGACCCUGAUCAAGUGAAUAAAGACUUUAAACAUAAAAUUAUGGAGAACUGCGAAACCAUCGCGGAAACACCCAACAACAUGAGGAAUGAUAAGAUAGCCGAUGAAAAGUGAAGAACAUAAUUGGAGACAUCAUGGGAACUCUGUAGCAAUCGUAGAGGAGCCCGUUUAUAGAAAUAUGACCAACAGAUGUUUCUCUCAACCAAUUACUGGAGGCCUUUCAGUGAUUUUCUCAUAAAUUAUUCUCAUAUGUGCACAAUUAUGCAAUAUAUGUAAGUAGCACAUGUUCAGAACUGCGUCCACAAAUGCACUCGUUAUACAAUGGGCUCCAAACGUUUGAGACCCCACUGAAAAUUGGAAAACUGUAUAAAAAAUUUUAAAAAUUCGUAAGAAUAUAAAACAGAAAACAACAUUAUGAUGUAAAAUACAGAAGCCAUAUUUCUCAAAUCAGGCUGGAGAAUGUGAUCAUCACGACACGCCAAAAACUGAGACAUCAUAAAUUCAUUUUUUCCAUUCAGCUUUUCACUCAAAUUGUUAUAUUGAUAAUUAAUUGUUUUAUAUAUAAAUGCGCUAUAUUAUAAAAGAAGCAUUUUCACAAGUGG